Messenger RNA from Juglans regia (Persian walnut), 1173 nucleotides. RefSeq names its product protein FD. The transcript is spliced from 3 exons. Gene Ontology annotation, molecular function: DNA-binding transcription factor activity. NCBI's taxonomy places the organism in Eukaryota, Viridiplantae, Streptophyta, Magnoliopsida, Fagales, Juglandaceae. Gene Ontology annotation, biological process: positive regulation of DNA-templated transcription. Gene Ontology annotation, cellular component: nucleus. The record is from RefSeq and is a predicted model, not a curated record. The coding region runs from base 146 to 1027 and encodes 293 amino acids.
CCCACAGCCGCUUCCCACAACGCAAAAGACAUGCAUUUUCCUUAGUCAUGACCAACAUUCACACGUUUUGCAGCAGCAUUGCCUCAGAGCUCUUUCUUCUUCUUCAUUCCCUCCCCACUUCUGUGUCUGUUUUUUUUAGCACCAAAUGUUGUCUUCAACUCAUGCCCGUACUUCCGAAGAAACUAGCUUGAACAAAACCAUAAACCUUGAUAGAGUCUCAUCUUCAAUAUCCUCUAAAUCACUUUCAUCCACAUCUUCUUCUUCAUCGCCUUCGCCAUUUUCACCCUCAUCCUUCUACCAAACUGCAAGAUUAAACUCCAAAACCAUGGAAGAGGUCUGGAAGGACAUCAAUCUGGCUUCCCUUCAAGACCAAGAAACCACCCCAAGAUUCCACCAACGUCCUCACUCAACCUCCAACUUCCGCAACGUUAUCCUCCAAGACUUCCUUGCCCGACCUUUUAGCAAAGACCCACCUCCCAGCAUGGUCUCUACAGCUACAGAGACCUCUCUCUACGGCUCUGCAUCUUUGGUUCCGCCUCCGGCCACGGUUUUGAGCUUGAAUUCGGGUUCUGAAUUUCAUUUUCUGGAUAACACCGACCCACUAAUGAGGCCCGACUCUCAUUUACUGUCGCAUCCCAUCUCUAAUGUCUCUUCUUUCAGUAACAGAUUUGAGGCUUUGGCAUCCUCUACUGGCGUGCCUUCUUUUGGGCAGAAGAGGGUUCAGGAAUCUGAUACUAGCUCGGGGGAUCGUCGGCAUAAGCGUAUGAUCAAGAACCGAGAGUCGGCCGCUCGAUCGAGAGCUAGAAAACAGGCCUACACAAACGAGUUGGAACUUGAAGUUGCUCACUUGAUGGAAGAGAAUGCAAGACUCAAGAAACAGCAAGAACAGAUUAGCUGCAGCUACUCAACUUCGCAAAAAGCACUCGCUCCAGCGAACGUUAACGGCUCCAUUUUGAGAACACUCGGUGCUUGCUUUCCUUUUAACAAGUCCCCUCUCUUUUGCAUCAGCGCUGCUGACCCUUAUUAGCUAGAGAGAAUAGAGAUCAGUAGUAUCCAAGGGUUUUCAAUUCUUUUCUUCUGCUGGCUAGCUGUUCCUCUACUCCAUACUGUAGUGGUAAGCUGGAAAGAUCAAUGGAUGUAUGAAAAUAGUGUCUAAUUUUGCAUUACUAUAAC